CCAAGGUAAGCAAAAACCAAACCACGGUGCAUAAUGAGACGGCCGUGAUAAUGCUAGGCAAGGUCAUCUUCUGCGUGGUGAUCGCCGCGGCCGUCCUCGCCGUCGUCCUGCUCGCCACCGUCUCUCCUCUCCCCCACCGGUCCACCGCGCGCCCCCGGGGUCUCCGCGCUAUCACGGUGUACAUCCAUCCGGCGAAGUCAGGAGCCGCGACGCAGCAGCAGCGGCACCAGGGCGCCGCCGCCGCGCACGGAGACGAACGGGCGGCGAGCGCGCUGGUGUUCCGCCACCGGAUGACGGCGGGGCCGGAGUUCACGUCGGCGGCCGUCGGCGCGGCCUCGGGGUUCGUGCUCCCGGGCGAGCGCGGCUCGGCGAUGUCGGCGUUCGACACGGUGCACCUGGCGUUCGACGCGCCCGGGCUGUCCGGCAGCCUCUGCGUGGAGGUGGCCAGGGACAAGGAGGCGCUCUGUGUGGUGGGCGGCACGGGCGCGUUCGCGUUCGCGCGCGGGCGCGGCGCCGUCCUGCGCCCGGAGCGGGGGAAGCGGCUGGACGGCGGCGGCGCCGCGACGGCGUUGCGUCUUGAGCUGAGCCUGAGCGUCGCGUCCGCUGGCUAACAACUAUGAGAUGAGAGAGCCCAUUAGAAUUCCUUCCCUUUCUUCCCUUUUGCUGCGACAUGUAUUCGGGGAACUGUAAGCCUGUAAUGCAGCUUUGAGUUGAUUGCGUGAGAGUGAUACGCCAAACUUUGCGUAAUCACUAGCUUGUUUCCAUUCAAUCAUCAGAAGUAUUUUGUGUGGAGACUGGGAAUACAGGCUAUGAGUUCAUCAGAGUUCGUAUGUUUUUCUUUGCCUCUUUCCACAAUAGGGUAUGGCAACUUCACCG
Messenger RNA from Triticum dicoccoides, 876 nucleotides. Its product is annotated as dirigent protein 21-like. The transcript has a single exon. NCBI's taxonomy places the organism in Eukaryota, Viridiplantae, Streptophyta, Magnoliopsida, Poales, Poaceae. The coding region runs from base 51 to 611 and encodes 186 amino acids. The record is from RefSeq and is a predicted model, not a curated record.